AUGGAUAACAUACUACAGAAAGAAUCUNGGAUAACAUACUACAGAAAGAAUCUCAGGAAGGAAACAGCGUCAUCUGUUGCAUCUUCGGCUCUGGUCCAUGAGUCAAACCCGACAUCAGAUGGGAAGACGACAGUGAAUGACGAUUCAGACACAGCUCUAAAAAAUGUGAGUGAUACUAGAAAUAAUGGUGAAAAGGUGGUGAUUUCUGAACAUGAAACCCAGGCAGAGGAGACUAGUGAUCACAGUGGAAAUUCUGACAGUAUGAAGGAGUAUGAUGCUUCUCUUGAUCUUCCAAUAGCCCUAAGGAAAGAUACAGGGGUGAUACCGAGUAACAUACAGCAAGCAAUGGGAACUGAAGUUUGGAAGGCUGCUGCUAUGGAGGAGAUGAGGGCUCUGGAGAAAAAUGGAACAUGGGACCAGAGAUCGCCUCUGCAUCAGUUGGAUGUAAAGAAUGCCUUUCUCAAUGGAGAACUUAAGGAGAAAGUCUACAUGAAUCCUCUUCCCGGGUUUGAAGAUCAGUUCAAACAGCGAGUUUGCUGGCUGAGAAAAUUGCUAUACGGGUUGAAACGGUCUUCGAGAGCCUGGUUUGACAGAUUUGCCACCUUUGUCAAAGGACAAGGGUAUAUCCAAAGGCACUCAGAUCACACACUGUUUACAAAGAUGUCAACUUCAGGGAAGGUUGCAGUUCUCAUUGUGUACGUUGACGAUAUUGUGCUCUCCAGUGAUAAUGAUGAUGAAAUUAUAAAACUCAAAGCAAGGAUGACCAAAGGAUUUGAAAUUAAAGACCUUGGGAAGUUAAGAUACUUUCUCGGAAUGAAAGUAGCUCGGUCAAGGGAUGGAAUCUUAGUGUCCUAA
Molecule: messenger RNA, 855 nt
Organism: Benincasa hispida (wax gourd)
Lineage: Eukaryota; Viridiplantae; Streptophyta; Magnoliopsida; Cucurbitales; Cucurbitaceae
Source: RefSeq, a predicted model, not a curated record